Heterobasidion irregulare TC 32-1 is the source of this 678-nucleotide messenger RNA. RefSeq lists its product as uncharacterized. Bases 1 to 678 code for a protein of 225 amino acids. The transcript has a single exon. Lineage: Eukaryota; Fungi; Basidiomycota; Agaricomycetes; Russulales; Bondarzewiaceae. The record is from RefSeq and is a predicted model, not a curated record.
AUGUCUAUCCAUAUCCGAACCCUGUUCAAAUCCGAGUCUGUCCGCAGGCCUCUUGUUCGACUGCCGUCGUCCGAUAUCCAUUCCCGGGCCUGUUACCAGCGCCCAUCGUCCCCUCGCCCCCACACGACAUCAAGCCCCGACAUGUUCAGAAGAAAGAACGCAGACUCAGUGGUCGCGAAUCACCAAGCCCGGCCCUCCCCUCCUGGCAUGCAGAACCUAACGUGGCGUCCAUCGUCUCCCCGUUCCCGACACUCCGUCGAGCCCCGACACGUUCGAAAGAAAGAACGCAGACUCGAUGGUCGCGAAGCACCAAGCCCGGCCCUUCCCUCCUACCAUGCAGACCACAACGAGGCGCCCAUCGUCCCCUCGUCUCCGACACGAUGUCGAGCCCCGACAUGUUCGAAAGAGACAACGCAAGCUUGGUGGUCGCGAAUCACCAAGCCCGGCCCUCCCCUCCUAGCAUACAGAACCCAACGCAGCGCCUACUCUAUGCCUGCGCAUCACCUGCCCUCGCGCGACCACCUGCCCACGCCCAUCCCCCAUGAUACUGCCGACCACCCGCCCCGACUCCCGACUAUGUCUCCCUCGACGCUCCCCCAAGUCAUCUGCGACCAGCGCAAAUACCCUCCGACCGCCGCCCACGCCCGCUGCAGAAUAGAAACCGAACCAAAAAGCUAA